AUGAAGUACGUUGUUGUAUCUGGUGGUGUUAUCUCCGGUAUUGGUAAAGGUGUUUUGGCAUCUUCUACAGGUAUGCUUUUGAAGACUUUGGGUUUGAAAGUUACCUCUAUCAAGAUUGAUCCAUACAUGAACAUCGAUGCUGGUACCAUGUCUCCAUUGGAGCACGGUGAAUGUUUUGUUCUUAACGAUGGUGGUGAAACUGAUCUGGAUCUGGGUAACUACGAGCGUUACUUGAACGUUACUUUGACCAAGGACCACAACAUCACCACUGGUAAGAUUUACUCCCAUGUUAUUGCCAAAGAGCGUAAGGGUGACUAUUUGGGUAAGACUGUCCAGAUUGUGCCACACUUGACCAACGCUAUUCAAGAGUGGAUCGAGCGUGUCUCCAGAAUUCCAGUUGACAACACCGGUAUGGAACCAGAUGUCUGUAUUAUCGAACUUGGUGGUACCGUUGGUGACAUUGAGAGUGCUCCUUUUGUUGAAGCCUUGAGACAAUUCCAAUUCAGAGUCGGUAAGGAAAAUUUUGCAUUGAUCCAUGUCUCAUUGGUUCCAGUUAUCCACGGUGAGCAAAAGACUAAGCCAACCCAGGCUGCUAUCAAGGACUUGAGAUCUCUUGGUUUAGUCCCAGAUAUGAUUGCUUGUAGAUGUUCUGAAACUUUGGAGAAAGGUGUAAUUGAAAAGAUUGCCAUGUUCUGUCAUGUUGGUGCGGAUCAAGUUGUUAAUGUCCAUGAUGUCAACUCCACAUACCACGUUCCUCUACUACUGUUGGAGCAAAAGAUGAUCAACUACCUACAUCAAAGACUACAGUUACAAGAAAUUACUCUAAGUUCUGAGGAUAUUCAAAGAGGUGAAAACUUGUUGAGUAAAUGGAAAUCAAUGACCGGUAACUUUGACAGCUCCAUGGAAACUGUCAAGAUUGCUCUAGUUGGUAAAUACACCAACUUGAAGGACUCAUAUCUGUCUGUUAUUAAGGCUCUAGAGCAUUCUUCAAUGAAAUGUCGCCGUAAGUUGGAAAUCAUGUGGGUCGAAGCCACUGAUCUAGAACCUGAAACACAAGACACUGAAAAGGCCAAAUUCCAUGAAGCAUGGAACAAAGUCAGCACAGCUGAUGGUAUAUUAGUCCCUGGUGGUUUUGGUUCCAGAGGUACUGAAGGUAUGAUGCUAGCAUCAAGAUGGGCUCGUGAAAACCAUAUCCCAUUCUUAGGUGUCUGUUUAGGUCUUCAAAUUGCCACUAUAGAGUUCGCUAGAAACGUUUUGGGAGUCAAGGAAGGUAAUUCUGCUGAAUUUUUCCCUGAAUUGGAUGAAAGCAACCAAGUUGUUGUCUUUAUGCCUGAAAUAGACAAGGAAACUAUGGGUGGUUCCAUGAGAUUGGGUUUGAGACCUACAUAUUUCCAACAAGGCACUGAAUGGUGUGCUAUUAAGAAACUAUACGGUAGCGCUGAAUCCGUUGAAGAGAGACAUCGUCAUCGUUACGAAAUCAACCCUAACUUCAUUGAACGUUUGGAAGAGCAUGGUUUGAUGUUUGUCGGUAGAGAUGAAACUAACAAGCGUUGUGAAAUUUUCGAAAUGAAGGAUCACCCAUUCUUUGUUGCUACCCAAUACCAUCCUGAAUACACUUCCAAGGUCUUGGAUCCUUCAAAGCCUUUCUUGGGUCUUGUUGCUGCAUCUUCCGGUAUCUUAGAUGAUGUUAUUGCUGGAAAAUAUGAAUUCAAUGGUGAUGGUAAGUCUGAUUUCUAA
This is a messenger RNA of Nakaseomyces glabratus, 1737 nucleotides long. It is a transcript of the gene URA7, whose product is annotated as CTP synthase URA7. Gene Ontology annotation, cellular component: cytoophidium; cytoplasm. Gene Ontology annotation, biological process: pyrimidine nucleobase biosynthetic process; CTP biosynthetic process. The record is from RefSeq and is a predicted model, not a curated record. NCBI's taxonomy places the organism in Eukaryota, Fungi, Ascomycota, Saccharomycetes, Saccharomycetales, Saccharomycetaceae. Gene Ontology annotation, molecular function: identical protein binding; CTP synthase activity.